CUGGGAGGAGACUCAGCUCUGCUAAGAAAAGCAGGGCGGACACCAGGGCAGGCAGGCUUGGCAGCAGUGCUGGAGCAAAUCUCUUCCCCAGAGAAGAAGCUAGCGAGUAGCAGACUAUGGAGCUGGCCUCAGCACAUCGCCACAGAGGGCAGAUUCCCUGGAGGGGACUGCUGCUCACAGCCUCACUUUUAACCUCCUGGAGCCUUCCCACCACUGCCCAAGUCACCAUUGAAGCUGUGCCUCCCGCUGUUGCUGAAGGGAAGGACGUCCUUCUACUUGUGCACAAUCUGCCACAGACAUUCCAAGUCUUUUACUGGUACAAGGGAACCACCACUACAGAUGUUAACAAUGAAAUUGGGAGAUUUGUAACACAAACUAAUCGGAUCACUAUGGGGCCUGCAUCCAGUGGCAGAGAGACAAUAUACACCAAUGGAUCCCUGUUCAUCCAAAGUGUCACCAAGAAUGAUGAGGGAGUCUACACAUUAGAUAUAAUAGAUCCAGACUACAAUCAUAGCUAUCCGCGUGUGCAAUUUUCUGUACAUGCCCCAUUACCAAAGCCCAACAUCACAAGCAACAACUCCAAUCCUGUGGAGGGUGAGGACUCGGUGUCCUUAACGUGUGAAUCUUAUGCUAAUGAUGCAUCCUACCAGUGGAGCAGAAAUGGGGAAAGCCUCUCAGAAGGUGACAGGCUGAUGAUGUCUGAUAGCAACAGGACUCUCAUUUUAAUCAAUGUCACGAGGAAUGACACGGGACCCUAUGAGUGUGAAACCUGGAACCUAGUGAGUGCCAACCGAAGUGACCCGUUCUACCUGAACAUCACCUAUGGUCCGGACACCCCGAUUAUAUCCCCCUCAGAUAUUUAUUUGACUCCAGGGUCAAACCUCAGCCUCUCCUGCCACGCAGCCUCUAACCCACCUGCACAGUACUUUUGGCUUACCAAUGAGAAGCCCCAGGCAUCCUCCCAAGAACUUUUUAUCCCCAACAUCACUACUAACCAUAGUGGAACCUAUACCUGCUUCGUCAAUAACUCUGUCACUGGCCUCAGUAGGAGCACAGACACGAACGUUACAGUCCUUGAGGAAGUGACUCCGCCUUCCAUCCAAGUCACCAACACCACAGUCAAAGAAAUGGGCUCUGUGACCCUGACCUGCCUCUCAAAUGACACUGGAAUCUCCAUCCGUUGGCUCUUCAAUCACCAGAGUCUGCAGCUCAUGGAGAGGAUGACACUGUCCCAGGACAACAGCACCCUCACAAUACACCCUAUUAGGAAGGGAGAUGCCGGGGUGUAUCAAUGUGAGAUCUCCAAUCCAGUCAGCUUCAAGAUAAGCAACCCAAUCCAGCUGGAAGUAAUAGCUGACCCAACGCCAGGAGAUUCCGGCCUCUCAGGGGGUGCCAUUGCUGGCAUCGUGAUCGGAUCUGUGGCUGGGGUGGCUCUCAUAGCAGCUCUGAUAUAUUUCCUCUAUUCCAGGAAGACUGGCGGGGGAAGUGACCAGCGAGAUCUCACAGAGCACAAACCCUCAGCCUCCAGCCACAAUCUGGCUCCUUCUGACAAUUCUCCUAACAAGGUGGAUGACGUCGCAUACACUGUCCUGAACUUCAACUCCCAGCAACCCAGUCAGCCAGCCUCAGCCCCUCUGUCUCCAAAAGCCACAGAAACACUCUAUUCAGAAGUCAAAAAGAAGUGAGCAUAGUCUGUCCGUCUGUCCUGGUGGCUGCACCACUGCUGCAUUCCCAGAAUCUGUUCCUCACUGGAGGGUCUCUGCACACACACACACACACACACACACUCUAUUGACUCCUUCAGUGUCAAUAGAAGAAAAGGUGGAUCCUGGAGCCCACAGAAAACUUAACCCUUCUAGGCAUUAAAAUGUGGCUGAGAGAGAGGUGCCAAGACUGGCUGCCCCUUCACUUUGCUGACCCAGAUUGUUUUAAAUUGACCUAUUCGUAACAUAUUCAUGCCUCUUCCAACACCAAGGCCUGCCCUGUCAGAGUCUGACUUGAAUUUCCAUAAACCUUAGAGGUCACCUAAGUGCUUAUGCCAAAAAAAAAUAAACAAAGCAAAACAAAACAGAAGCAGGAAACAACCAGUCCCAUCUUUGCAAAGGCUGAAGUGAAGCCACCACACGUGGGAAGAUCAGUCCUCCAUGCAGUGGUUCCCUGGGCAACCAACACACCUGACAGCCGACACACCUGACAGCCGACACACCUGACAGCCGACACACCUGACAGCCAACACACCUGACAGCCGUCACACCUGACAGCCGUCACACUCACCCACCUGUGGCAUUAGUCUCUGAACCUUGGUCUUCACACCUGAGCCUUCCUGUGAGCCUUUCCCCAGAAAACCCACUCAGAGCGCUCUUGGGCAGCAGCCUUAAGCAAUUGCUAAGUGGGACGCAGAAGAUGAGACAACAUCUCUAACACCUACCAGGAAGGGGCUCAGAAAAGCAGCGCUGGUGACCUUGGGUUGACCAACAUCUGGAAUUUGAAAAAAGGAGAAGACAGAUACGCUUUGUAGAGUGUUGAAAUUAUUUUACAAGAAGCCAUAUUUGGAGGUAUUGGGGUUUUCUUCUUUCUGAGACAAUCCACUAUUUGAAAUUUGUAGCUACUGACUUGCCUCUUACUGUGUAAGCUGAUCAAUUUGCCUUAGGGCCACUAAAUUUCUUUCUCCCUUGGCUCCUCAAGCCCUUUUGAUCAUGACUUCCAAACCAGAAGUCAAUACACGAGCAGCAAGGCAGUCCCUUGCGGGGCCACUGUCACGGGCCAGGAUAAGCCUCCUACUUUUCUGAAUUAGUCAAGAAAAGCCUGGCUUUUCCAUUUUCCAUGUUCUUACCUUGUCUCUCAGAUAGUGGCCAGACCCUGGACAAUCUUCCUCUGAGAUCUCCAGCUUGUCUGCCUUCUUGUGUUUCUUUUAAACUCUAACAAAACUGUCCUCAGCUUCAAAAAAUAAAAUAAUAGCAAGCUUUUCCCAUCCACACCAAAGAAAGACCCAACUCAGCUUCUGGAAGUCUGGGACCGGCCUCCAGCUGCCCUUCUGCAGUGUCUCUGCCUUUGUUUCCCUUUUCUUUUCUUUUUGACUUUUUCCCCUUCUUUUGAGACAGAGUUUCAGCAUGUAGCCUGCGCAGGUUUCAAUCCCACAAUGCCUUCUGCAGUAUCGCACCUGCUGAGAUCGCAGCACAGGCCUCAAGCCUGGCUACCUGUACACUGUCUGCCCUGCACUCUCAGGAAGCCUUGGCCUCUGCUGCUGUCUGUGUGGUUCACGUGACUUGUGCCCUGAAGGGAAUACCGACAGUAGCAUUGUUUACAGCCUGGAAUGCUCUGCACUUCCCGUGAAACAGUGCUCCACCGGAAAUGGACAGUUAGCAGGGUCCUCUUACCCUGCCCUGCCUGACCUUUCUGUAGCCUCUGAUCUGCCUUUUCCACCAGGGAACCAGAGAUGAUGCCAGCAGCAGGAGGAAAGGCAAAUGUAGUCUCAGGAACCUCUGCUCAAAGGCACACCCUCUGUGCCUGUCAAGCAAAGGUUAUAUUAGAUAUCAAGUGUUUGGCCUCAUGCCUAGCAGGCUUCUGAGAGAACUGUUUAGUUCUCCUACUCAGGGAUUUCUUUCAGGGAUUUCCAACCCUAACAUAAUCUGUGUAUAUUUUGCUUCACCCACACAAUACUGGAUUAUUUAAUUUUGCCUGGCUAAAGCCAAAUCUGAGUCAUUUGUAAAUUGUCUCUAUGUUCAUAAUAAAAAAAUUUAUUAUAUAUCACGGAUACCA
Apodemus sylvaticus (European woodmouse) is the source of this 3759-nucleotide messenger RNA. It is a transcript of the gene Ceacam1, whose product is annotated as CEA cell adhesion molecule 1. NCBI's taxonomy places the organism in Eukaryota, Metazoa, Chordata, Mammalia, Rodentia, Muridae. The record is from RefSeq and is a predicted model, not a curated record. Gene Ontology annotation, biological process: regulation of immune system process; signal transduction. Gene Ontology annotation, molecular function: protein tyrosine kinase binding. The transcript is spliced from 9 exons. Gene Ontology annotation, cellular component: cell surface; plasma membrane. Bases 117 to 1685 code for a protein of 522 amino acids.